Lactuca virosa is the source of this 957-nucleotide messenger RNA. The record is from the annotation of a GenBank genome assembly. NCBI's taxonomy places the organism in Eukaryota, Viridiplantae, Streptophyta, Magnoliopsida, Asterales, Asteraceae.
AUGUGUGAAUCAUCGAAGGAACCAGUCAAUGAAGCUGUGAUUUCUCCAACUGAGAUAGAGAAAGAAAUAAACAUUUUCAGGAAACCAAACGAUUCAACCCCUGAACAGAUGGAUGCUCUUAUUGCAGAACUUCAGCGAAAUGUUAGAAAGCCUCCCCAAGAAGUUCCUGUUAGAACCGAACCUCCAUCUGAGAGUGAUCAAGAAGAUUCAGCUCACGUCCUUCUCCCGAGGAAAAGAAAAAGAAGAGAUCGAAGACCUGGAGUGCUUAUCACAGACCCUGUUCUGAAUGUAUCUACUCCGGUUGAUCCUUGUUAUGUGGCCCAAAACAUUGAAAGCACCUUCACUGAACCUAGUUCAAGCCCGUUACCUGAAUCCACUCCUAUGGAUCAAGAUUUUAGAAGCCCGAUUAUUGAACAAGAAGUCUUGCCUACAGAAGGGGUUCAAGCUUCUGGAAGCUCCUUUGAAGCCCCCGAGCCGGAUACUUCAAAAGGCAAAAGCAAGCUGUCUGAAUCUGAGUUUGUGGAUUUCGCUCUGCUUAAAAACAAAGUUUUUGAUUUGGAACAGAGCUCAGUAGAAAAGGAUUUGAUUAUUGGAAAUCAGGACAUUAGAAUCAGUGAUCUUGAAAAGGAGAGCUCCAUUAAAGAUGCAAAGAUUUCAGAACUUCAAGCAAAUCUUGGUGGUCUAACUGCUUUAUUUUUUGACCUGAAACAACGCUUAUAUCAAAAAUUUGGUGAUGAUUUUCAACCUUUAACCGUUAAAGGAGAAAAGAUCUAUGCUUCUAGUUCUGGUCCAACCAAUCCAAUUUCUCAAUCUACAAGUGAAAGAAUUGUAAGACCUGCUCCGGAUGCAAAUCUUGACACAUUUUUAUCUUCUGGUCCUGCUUCUGCUCAAGAAAGAAGAGAGAAGCAAAUCAGGAUUGAUCAGCCGAAGCAUUCAGACCAAAAUGCUCCAGCGUAA